Argiope bruennichi is the source of this 8426-nucleotide messenger RNA. RefSeq names its product ecto-NOX disulfide-thiol exchanger 1-like. Bases 418 to 1464 code for a protein of 348 amino acids. The record is from RefSeq and is a predicted model, not a curated record. NCBI's taxonomy places the organism in Eukaryota, Metazoa, Arthropoda, Arachnida, Araneae, Araneidae. Gene Ontology annotation, molecular function: protein-disulfide reductase activity. Gene Ontology annotation, biological process: ultradian rhythm. The transcript has 2 exons. Gene Ontology annotation, cellular component: plasma membrane; external side of plasma membrane.
UGUUCUCGAUCUUAUUCAAUCCACCAUUUUCAUCUUCUCCAGUUAGCUGUUUGCAGGUGAUGAUAUACAUCAAAAGUUUAGUAUUAAAUUCUCUCCUGGAAAAUGAGGUAGUGUUAUUACAGGCUUGUGCUAUUUAAAGCCGUGAUCAGGUGAUAGCCUUCUAUCCUGAAGAAUUUCUCUUUCAUUUCUCCACGGAGCAAGCCUGUGAUGCUUUUGGAAAAGUGUUGAGAUCUGUGUUUUGAGAAGUUAACAGACGUCAACGAUUGGAAAAGCGACGUCGGUGAGCUAUCGCUCUCUUUGCUUAUUGCUUGCGAUAAACUCUAAUCGACAAUCUGCAAUAAGGUAAAAACUCCCAAAUUCUCCUGUCAUCCAAACGUAAAACUAGUUGCAUUUCCCCAAACAAGGGACGCUAAACAAAUGGAGAAGAAUUCUAAGGAUUGGCCUCCUGGCGACGAAAGCAAGGAUUCAAGUAAUGAUGAAAGUUCUGCUAAUGCUGGAAGAUUUUUUGCUUAUAAUUCAGUUCCUCGUUAUUCUGAAGAAGAAGCUCAAGCUUUGGCAAAAAGAUUAGAUAAUAAAAAUACUUUUCAAGAAGCUAUGAAAAUUUUAAUUUCAUGGUUAGAAAGUGGGGAAUGUAACGAGAGCAAUUCUACAUGCUUUCAUUUUUUGAUUCAACUAUGUUGGAAUCGUGUUGAAAAACUUCAAGCUGAGGAGAAAGAAUAUCAAGAAGAAAUUAAACGCGUAGAUAAAAAUGUAUUGAGCAGAAAUAGUUGCAUUCAAAAUAGGCUGACUGAAGUUGAAGAAAUAUUCAGUACAAUAGAAAAACAAAACUUGUGGACUAAUUUCUCUCAGGAUCAUUUUGAAAACAUACAAGAGAUGAGAGCAGAUCUUUUUAACUUUAAACAAGAUGUCAUAAAAGAUUCUGCAGAUAGCGAAUUGCAAAAAGAGUCAGAUGUUGAGAAUAUUGAUGAUGAACAAGCAGAAAGUACUACUCAUAAAUUGCAGGCUAAAGUCAGCAGUUUAACUUCUAAAAUAAAUUUUGUUAAUCGGGAAACUGAAAAAAUGAAAGCAAAAUGCGAAGAAAAUGCAAAGAAAAUUCUAGAAUUAAGGGCAGAAUUGGAAAAGAGUAGGCUAAGCCACAACGCACACAAUCUGAUGUUAAAUAGAGAACAAAAAGCUUCUGUUUCUGUUCAGGCUGCUUCUCAGUGCAAUGUAGAUCGAAAUGAAGCGCACAUUGUUUCUUUAAUUUCUAUUUUUUUGUUUGAUCAUUCAGAUGGAGCGGAUUUAAAUGAUAUUUAUUCCCAUUUAAAGGAAAGCAUUCCAUUUACUAAUGCAGCAGAUGUAGAAAAAAUUUUGAGGAAAUAUCCAAACAUUUUUCUGGAAUACCAGCCAGUUUUUCCUUUUGAGAAAAAAGUAUGGAUUUGUAUAAGUAUCACUCCGGAAACCAGAAAAUUACUUGAUAAGUAAUAAAUAUAGAUCCAGAAAUACUUACUGGUGCAGUUAAAAUUUUCAAAAAUGUUUUUAGUGAUUUAAAAAAUGUUCCUUAUUGUUUGAUUAAAUAUGACUAAUUAGAUGUAGAUAAGCAACGUCAACUUAUUUUAUGUAGAAUUACUGAACAGUAUCUCUCUCAAUUAUUCAUGCAAAAAGACUGCAAUUUUCAUUGUAAUAGUAAGUAUUUGUUUCAUUCCAGUUGAACUGAAAGACAUCAGUUAUAGAUGAAUAAGGUGGAAAUAGUUCCAACUUUAAUUAUUAUUUUUAGUGUUCACCUCAUUUUAUUAAAUUAGAUGGUAUUGAAGACAAAAACAUUAGUUUCAAGGUUUUUGAACUGGAGAAUUUACAGUCAUUUGAUAUAAAGAUUUUUGUGAAUAAUUUUUUUUUUUUUCCCUGUUUUUACUGCAACUUGCUGAUCAAAGCAUCGGUACAAAUGUACUUUUCUUUUCUGGCUUUGUAGUGUUGUAUUUCUCUAGCAAUUUUUUUGGUAUAUCAGUACUAUUCCAGUAUUAUUUCUAUUUUUACGGUGUGAAUGCAACUAUUGCAGUGGACUAAUUAUACUGCGAACUUUGUUGUACAUGAAGAAAAUAUUCUUCCUUUGCUGCAGUUAUAGAAACAUUUCACUUAUAAACUGUACAGUUAUGAAAAAGAAGCCGAAUAAUUGGAUCUCCUUGGGGAAGGUAAAUAUAUGUUACCUAUUUGUGAAUGCAACUAUUGCAGUGGACUAAUUAUACUGCGAACUUUGUUGUACAUGAAGAAAAUAUUCUUCCUUUGCUACAGUUAUAGAAACAUUUCACUUAUAAACUGUACAGUUAUGAAAAAGGAGCUGAAUAAUUGGAUCUCCUUGGAGAAGGUAAAUAUAUGUUACCUAUUUGUGAAUGCAACUAUUGCAGUGGACUAAUUAUACUGCGAACUUUGUUGUACAUGAAGAAAAUAUUCUUCCUUUGCUACAGUUAUAGAAACAUUUCACUUAUAAACUGUACAGUUAUGAAAAAGAAGCUGAAUAAUUGGAUCUCCUUAGAGAAGGAGGAAUCAUGUUUAGAAGAAUCUGGUUUUCCAUGGGAUUUGUCAGGAAUAUGUCUUCAACAUGAUGGAAUUCCAAGAUAUUCAUUCCUUGAGUUGUGUUCUUUACUGAAAAAUGUUAAAGAAGUAACAUUCUGAGAGAAGGAGGCCCUUGUGGGCAACGCUGUAAUCAUUAGAUUUAUUCGUUUAAUUUACUUUCUGUGGGCUGUCUGCAGAAAAGAAUUCAUAAGUAGAGCAGAUAUAAUUAAUGAAAUUCUCAUCACAUGUAAAUCUGUUGUACUUACAGUUUAACUUAAUGUGCCAGAAGAAAAAUUUAUUUAAUGGUUGUCUUUUUGUAUUUCAGGCACUUUAAGCAAAUAUUAUGUUAAAGUUCUUUUUCAGUAAAAUUUUGAAAAUUCUUGAUUAUAAUUAUAUUUUAUAUUUAUAAUUAUUCUAUAAUGAAAUAAUGUUGCUUUUUUUAUCACAUAGUUCAUCACACGUACUGUAUUGUUUUUCAUUUGUGAUUUGAGUAUCAGCUGUGUAUUUCUUUUACAAUAGUCAGUAGAAUUUUUUAAAAGAAAAAUUCACCAUAGCAAUUUUAAUUUGGUCCACACAUUUUUCAUUUUCAAGAGCUGAUAAUUUCUCCCUGAAAUAAAUUUACUCACAAAUCUCAUUUACUCUAAAAAAACUAUUACUUAGCCAGUUUUAGAUAUAAAAUAGUAAAAAAAAAAAAAAAAAAAAUGUAUUGCUUAUGUUAGGAUGUGAAGGUUAUUUUACCAUUUUAUUAACAAAAGUACUUGAAAUAAUAUGAAGAUUUUCAUAUUGUAAUUUUUUUUUCAGAAUUUCUUGAACAAUAGAAAAAAAUAAUUUUUGACAUUAUUAAUUUUAUUUUUCAAUUUGAGGUAUAUGUUUUGUAAUGGUUUAGAAAUUUCCAUUUGGUUCACAUUUAGAGUGGACACCUUGUAUAUUUUUGCCAUCAUUAUCAAGAAUUUUCUUACAUCACUUUUUGAUUUUUGUGAACCCGGCACAAGCUAAGAAUCCGUUCAGGAGCAUACGCCGGAAAACAAACCUCAUUCCUUCCUUCCUUCCUUACAUCACUCACAGUAUGUAAUAAAUGUACUUGAUAAAAAGUAAUUUUAGUUUUUCAAAUAGUUGUAAUUUCUCUCUAUAUAAAGUACAAGGAAGCUUGAUAUUUUAUAUAAAGUUUAAGAAAAAAUUAAUAUAUGGUUUAUGAAACUUAUUAAACCAAUUUAUGGAAAUUCAACCUUAUAUAUAUUCAACCUUAUAUAUAUGUUUUUAUAUAUUCUUUCAUUCAGAUUUGAAAAGGCAUCUGAAGUUACUUAACAGAUACAAAUUAUAUUAAAUGUUUAUUUUUCUGGUUCAUUUGCAUCAAUGGUUCCUUAAUUAUUUGUUAAAGAAUUGCAAAAUUCAUUUUUUAUAAUAUUUAGUGGUGUUAAUUGUGCAUGAGUUUAAAAAAAUGAUUUAUUUAAUAUAUUUUUUAUAAGUUUUUUUAGUUUACGAAUAAAUAUUCUUUUACAUAAAUUUAUCAAAUUGAAUUUUAAAUUAAAAAUUACACAUGUAUGCAGGAACAUGACAAACAUUCCAUUUUGGUGCAGGACAAAUAAAAGUGUGGAGCAAAUCAUCUUUCAUAAGCUUCUGAUGAUAAAGAUUAUGUUAGAAUGAUACAGACAGUUUUGAAAAGUAAAACCUUUAGAUUCUUGAGAUGAAUGUUGUUGACUUGGCAAAGAAACAUUUUUAUGUUGCUGAGCUUAUAUUCAUGCUUAUGUACUGAGAGGUGUAAUAUUAUUUUUGAUUGAAAAUUAGAAAAUUUUAAUCAAUAGAAAGUCUUGCUGUGUGUCUGAUCGAAGUGCUUACAAAGUAAUAAGAUAGCAGUGGUAUGAAAAUAUUAAAUAAAGUUAAUAAUGUAAAAAUAGAAAUUCAUAAAUGAUUAUAAAUAAUAAAACUCAUAUCAAAAUAUAACUUAUUUUUACGAAUUAUCUUACAAUGAUCUCAUAAAAUUUUCUUUCAAAGCAAAUUUUGGUCUGUGACUCUAGAGAUCAUAUGUUUACAACAUCACAAAAAACACACCUAUCAUUAUAUCUUUUAAAGAAAAGAGCUACAUUAAUUAACCCAUAUGUUUAUCACUUAUGUUCCUUUGAAUAUUAUUGAAAAUCAACUUCAGAACCUUAAACUAUCUUUUACAACUUUCUGAAGAUAAUAAUAUUAGAAUGAUACAAACAAUUUUGAAAGAUAGAAUUUUGGGUGAAUCGUAGUUUAACCCUCUUUUUCGCUUUGGCGAUAUCUGGCAACCCCGUUUUCUGUAGCCUGGGAGUCGUCCGAAGUACACAGCGUAAGCUCUUGUUUGGUGAUUUUGAAAAGUACGUCCAUCAGAGGGGUUAAACUACGAUCGCACUUAGAAUUUUUAGUAAAUUAAAUGUUAACUGUGAAAUAUUUACGAAAUGUUAGCGUUUUUACUUUCUCAUUUACAAAGAGAAAGAACAGUCGUCAUCAUAACUUUCAAACUUAUAGGAUUUUGAUGAAAUCCCCAUGAAUCUGAAAUGUAUACUUUUGAAAUUAUGUUUGUCUGAACAUGAGAAAACUCAAAAAUGCUUUGAGCUAGUGGAAUGAAAUCUGGUAUAUCAUCUUAAAAUCAAAUUUGAAAAUUUCUACCAAUUUUGAACAAAAUCCAUUCAAAGGAAGUUUGUGUCACUGUCUGAGUAAAAACGAAUACAAUAACUACAAUGUACAAACAAGAUAAAGGAAUAAAAUUUGAUGUAAAGAUUUAAUAUCUAAAAUGCAAGUCCAUAUCAAAUUUUGUACCAAAUCCAUUAAGGGGUUGACCAUCUGUUGGUCAAUAUUUUUGCAUGCAGGUAAACCUGAUAACUCAAACAAGCAAGAUUUAGAUAAAUGAAAAUUGAUAUGUAAACUUAUUACUUAAAUUGUUCGUGUCAGAUUUCGGCUAGAAUCAUUCGAAAAAGGCAUUUAAAAUCGAUAUGUGGUGAUAUUUUAAAUGUCAAAGUAGUUUCAUUGUUUUUGUUUUUUUCCCCCUGAGAUGCUGCAAUUUGAAAUUCGACUUUGGUAAAUCAUGCAUGAAGGGGGGGGACUGGUUUGUUGUCUCAAAACAGAAGAUUGGCCAUUUAUCUCUCUUUGUAUUAAUUAUUAUUCAAAACAUGUGGUUUUGAUUUAUUUUGUUUCAGUUCUUUUUUUAUAUAUAAGAAUUUCUUAAAUGUCAUUGAUUUUAAAAUUAUUUUAUGAUCCUGUUUUUUUUUUUUUUCUCUCUCUGUUUUCGUAUGAUAUAAAAUUAUACUCAGCAAUAUAUAUAACAUAUAUGUUUAUAAAAAGAGGAACAUGAAAUCUUCGCAAGAUCUGAUAAAAAUAAAAAUAUAAGUAAAUAAAAGCAAUUAAAAUUUAAAAGUAAAGAUAAAAAAACUGUGUUUCCAAUGCUCAAUUUUUGAUAAUUUUAAUCUAAUAUUAAAUAUCCUGAAACAAAUUUUCAUUAAUUCCAUUUAUUAUUUCUCAUUAUUUGUGCGAGAAUUAUGUCAACUCACUGGUUUAAGAACAUGAGCAUUUACUUUGUUUUAGAUCCAAUUACUUUCAUAUGCAAGUUUUUUUUUUUUUUUUUUUUUUUCCCAUUUUGAAGAAAUAAAUGAGUAGUUUGAUUUCCUAUUUAUGGUUCUAGUAUUUUCUAUUCCAUUUGCUGCAACUUUUUGCUUUUGUAAACAUGCCUUAUGAUUUAUUAUCACAAAUAUUGUUUCAAUGCUUUUUAAGUUUUUUUAUAUUGCUGUGUAAUUGAAAAUUCAGUGGGAUGACUAAAAAAAUGAUUUUAAAAUCAUGUUUUUUUUUAAAUGUGUUUUUUUUUAUUUAUAAAAAAAUGAAUUUUGGGAAGAAUCUGUGAUGCAAGAGAAUCAUAUAUAAAUUGAAAACAAUAGAUGUCUUCACAAAUUUUGAAGAAAAUAUAUUCAAUGAAGUUACUUAAAAUUAUUAAUAUCAGUGCAGCAAUUCUUUGCUGGAUAAUUUGUGCUGUGCCUCAGUUGUGCUUUUCACAGAUUUUUGUGUUCACUUUCUUUGAAGGAACUGCAGAAACAUGAAACCAACAAUACCCCCCCCCCUUUUUUUCUCCCAUCUAAUAAAUCAGAAAGAAUGUAAAGUUAGGUGAAUUCUGAAUUUAAAGACUAUGGGAGGGGGGCAAAAGUGUACCUGUGAAAAUUGAAUGAACUGACUGUCUUGAAUUCUGCCAUUUGAAAUAUUUCAAAUAAGACAUGAAGUUUGUAUUUGUGCUAUAUAACAUUAUAGUAAAAUAUGUAAUGUGUAUAUUAUUUUGAUUUCAAAAAACUUUCAAACGGAAAAAAAAGAAAGAAAAGAAACUAUAUACAUAGUUUAAAAUUUUUGUUGCAGUUUGAUAUUUAUCGUAAUUUAAUACAAAUAUAUAUUAUAUGUUUAAAUGUUAUCAUUAUUCUUUGUUAAUAAGUUAUUAUUUUUAAGUUCUGAAACAUUCCAUCUAUUCUUUAUCUCAAUAUAAUAGUAAGAAAGCAAAACCGAUGAAAAAAAAAAGUUAUGUUACCCACCAAGAUCAAAUUUCAACAGGUGAUAACAUUUUAUUGCAUGAAGGCUUGCAAAAAACUGUGAAAAGGCUAUUACUUAUGUUUAAAAAAAAUCAAGGCAUUAGAUGGCCUGAUAGAAGAUGCUUGGGAGCAAAGUAAAUUAAGUAUUCAACUUUCUAACCAAUGAUACUCGGAGAAAGUAAAAUUGCUUAAUUAAUCAUUUCAUUUUUAAAAAUGUACAGAUAUAUUGAUGUGUAAUUGUAAUGGUAUAUUAAAAUGUUGUCCAGCGUGUAUCACUAUGUUUGCCUUUUCUUUUUUAAAUUUGAUACCUUUGUUUAUGUAUUAUUUUUUCGAUAUUUAUAUGUUUCAUAAUUUUAGAUUUAAAUUUUUAUCUUAAUGUAAAAUAUAGUAAACACUGGAUUUAACAAUUUAGAACAGUAGCUAAAUUUACCUUUGAUGUAAUUGGGUUGAAAGUGUUUUCGUAAAAUCGUGAACAAUGCCAAAAAGAAUGUUUAAAAUAGAAUGGCACUUGCAGCUGUCUUUUAUAUUUAAUAUACAUACCAUAUUAAUUUCAAAAAUUUUAUGGUAACUGCUUAUUAUAAGAGUGAAAAUAAAAAUAUAAUUUUGCAUUUAAUUUUUGUGGUGCAGUUUGAUAUUUAGUAUAAUUUAGUUCUGUUAUAAUUACUCAUUGUAAAUAUAUUUAUUUUGUAGUAUAUUCUUUUAAAUUUGAUUAUUUUUAUAUGUUUGAUUCAAUAUGCAAUUCAUGUAAAAUACAAUAAACUUCAAAUUUUAACUGAGAAAUUGGAACAAAAGUGUAUUCAUAAAAUUGUGGACAAUAUUAUUGGAAAAUAUAAAUAGAAUAUGAUGCUAGCAGUUGUUCUGCACAAUGUACAUACUACAUAUUUAAAGUACACAUCAUAUUAAUUUUUUAAAAAAUAAUUUCCUUGUAUCUCUGUAAUAGAAAAGAGAAUUUUUAAAUGUUAUGUAAAGGAGUAUAUAAUUAAAAAAAUUUUGUGUUUAAUUUGAGAUUUAUUAAAAUGUUAUCCAACUAUCCAUUAUAUAUAUCUAUAAUGAUGCGAAAUAAAUAUGUUAAUAUUUAGUUACGUAUUGCUUUUAAUUAUUGAAACAUAUCAUAUAUCUUUUAGAUCAAAAUAAUAUGUGUGUAAUAAGUUCACGAAUAAUGCAUUGAUUGUGCACGUUAACUUAAUGUGAAAAAGAAAAAGUAUUCGAUUCUUUAACAGUUUUCUCAUUUUGUUUUGAAAGCGAAGAGCCACAGCAAAGAUUUGGCUCAUCCGAAGUUAAGAAAUAAUCUGCCUCCAGUCAGAGUCGGCCUUCUCUAUGAAGAGGGCCCGGGUGCAAAAACCCAUUUGGGACCCCCCCCCCCCCCUUUUUUUU